GUACGAACUAGAAAAAAAAAAUCCCAUAGUGUAAAUAAUGUAUUUACAUUAGGGCUGAACAGGAGUUUUGAUUCGCUUGCUUGAAUGUAGUAUUUGUUCCUCCAUGACACAAGUUAACCACUGGAGGCAGCACUGAUGUCCCCAGUGGACCUUGUUUUAUUAACAUCACUGAUUACUUUGGUUCAUCUUCAUUACUACAUCAAUACCAGCAUUAGUGUUGCCAUCAUCGGCUUGUGCUUUUCUGUGUCUGACAACACUGACAUGCUGACCUCACACACACACACACACACACUUCAGUCCUCCCACGCCUUAGCCUUGCUUCCAUUUAUUCCAUUUAUUACAGAUAGAAUGUAUUUGUGUGUGUGUGUGUUUAAGUGUGCGUCUCCUAGCAACCAGAACACUUCACUGAGUCGACAGCAUCAUCGCAUACGCAACAGGUCGAUUUGAUGUGUGGAUAAAAAGACACAGUUGGACUAGUCCUAUUUUAGUAAAGUCAGAAUAAACUAUUUCCAACAUCCUUCCUACUUCACUUUCUUACCUUCUAAGAUUCUUUUCUUUUGUCUGUGUUCCAUGUCUGUCCUGUCCUUUAUCCUAUUCUACUCUGUCCUUUUGUUCAUCCCCUAAUCACCCAUCCUGUCCUUUCCUCGUCAUUUAACCUGGUCUCCUCCGGUCUUUUCUCUUAAGUUUAUCUUCAGUCUUUUUCUGUCUUCUUUUCUUGUUUCAUCUUCUUUUCAUUUCCCUCAGGUUACAUGCUCUUCUUUCUUUCUUGGUGUCUUUUUCUCUCCUCUUGUCAUCUUUUCAUAUCCUCUUGUUUCCUUUCCUUUGAGUCCAUUUUCCUCAGUCUUAUUUCCUUUUGUCUAAUUUCUUCUCUUCCCUUCUCUCUCUCUCUCACUUCAUAUUUAUUUCCUCUCCUUUUCUCACUUGCUGUCCUAUUCCUCAAGUCUUCUCUCCCCUCUUCUUCACUUCUUUACUUUCCCUUGCGUCCUUUUGCCCCUGUCUUCUACUCUUCUCUUCCCUCCUCCUCUUCUUUCCUCUUUUCUCACUAUAUUCCUAUCAUCUCUCCCCUCUCGUUUCCUCCCCAUCCUCCGCCUUCUCUCUCUCUCUCUCCCUCCCUCCUAACAUGUUCCAGUGUCUCCUCUCCUCUCUCAUCAUGUCCCUCUUGUCCGCUGCUCCGUGUUUCCUCCACGUCACCGAGUCGUCGCGCCUUCGUGUUUUUGCGCGUUUCUGACGCGUCACUGUUUUUUUUUUUUCUCUGCCUCACCCUCUCACCCAGCUGGGGUGAGUGAGUGAGUGAGUGAGUGAGUCCCUCUGCUCGUCGUGACUCUUUAAUAGUUUCUUGGCAGUGAUGGAGAACACCGGGGAGAAGGUCCACAUGAGCGCGCCUCCACUCAUUCGUGCGCCCAGCCCGCUGCACUUCUCUGGAGGGAACACCGGCACCGGGGGAGGAGGAGGGGGAAGCGGAGGUGGCAGCAGUGGAGGUGUUGGAGGAGGUGUGAUCUCCUUUCAGAUCCAAAUCGGUCUGAGCCGGGAGCCGGUUCUCCUGGACGCUGCAGAUCUAAGCCUGAGUCAGGUCCGGGAGGUGGCCUGUUCCAUCGUAGACCAGAAGUUACCAGAGUGUGGCUUCUAUGGAAUGUACGAGAAGAUCCUGCUCUUUCGUCAUGACCAAGGCUCAGAGAACAUGCUGCAGCUGCUGCGCUCGGCUUCUCAGAUCCAGGAAGGAGACCUGGUGGAGGCGGUUCUGUCAGCUUCAGCUACAGUGGAGGACUUUCAGAUCCGUCCUCACUGUUUGUUUGUCCACUCGUACCGAGCGCCAGCCUUCUGUGACCACUGUGGCGAGAUGUUGUGGGGUCUGGUACGACAGGGACUCAAAUGUGAAGGCUGUGGUCUGAACUAUCACAAGCGCUGUGCCUUUAAGAUCCCAAAUAAUUGCAGCGGUGUGAGGCGCCGUCGACCGUCCAACGUGUCCCUGACAGGUGGACUAGUCAAUUUUCGCCGCCCACUUUCUGGUGAACCCUCUCCACCUCAUUACACUGACGAUGCUUUACUGUCUCCAGUCAGUCCCAACAUGGAGAAGAACCAGAUGGAGUACUUCCCCGGCAGAGAGCGCCGUUCCAGUUCCCAGUCCUACGUGGGUCGCCCUAUAGAACUUGACAAAAUCCUUCUGUCAAAGGUCAAAGUUCCUCACACCUUUCUAAUCCACUCAUACACCAGACCCACCGUCUGCCAGCACUGCAAGAAGCUGCUGAAAGGCCUCUUCAGGCAGGGCCUGCAGUGUAAAGAUUGUAAAUUUAACUGUCACAAACGAUGUGCAGUCAAAGUGCCAAACAACUGCCUGGGAGAAGUUUCCAAAAAUGGAGACCUCCUCAGUCCAGGGGCAGAUUCUGAUGUCAUGAUGGCCGACGGUUGCCUGGACGACCAUGAUGUGGACAGAGGAGGUCUGUUGGACGACAUGGACGAAGCACUAACACCUGACGGAGGUCUGCUGCUGGAGACAAGUCCAAAUGACCUCUGUGACCUCCAUGAUCCCGACCUGGACGAGUCCAACCGUGCCAUCAGUCCAUCAACCAGUAACAACAUCCCUCUGAUGAGAGUGGUCCAGUCUGUCAAACACACUAAGAGGAAGAGCAGCAACGUGAUGAAGGAGGGAUGGAUGGUGCACUACACCAGCAAGGACACACUGAGAAAGAGACACUACUGGCGUCUGGACAGUAAAUGCAUCACAUUAUUUCAGAGCGACACAGGAAAUAAAUAUUACAAGGAGAUCCCCCUCUCAGAGAUCUUGUCCCUUGAACCUGCUCAGAAUGUCUCUCUUCUCCCUGAUGGAGCCAAUCCUCACUGUUUUGAAAUCGCCACUGCGUCCCUGGUGUACUACGUGGGUGAGAACCUGCAGAGGGCGGAGUCGUCUGUGAGCAGCAGUUGUAUUCUGGUCAGUGGCAUUGGCCAGGAUGUGGCUCGGAUGUGGGAGAUGGCCAUACAACAUGCUCUGAUGCCAGCUGUUUCCACAGGAAUUUCCCACAGUUCCCACAACAGCGGACACAAGGAAAUUUCCAUCAGUAUCUCCGUGUCCAACUGUCAGAUCCAAGAGAACGUGGACAUUAACUCUGUGUAUCAGAUUUUCCCUGAUGAUGUCCUUGGUUCUGGACAGUUUGGAAUUGUUUAUGGAGGCAAACACAGGAAGUCUGGCCGGGAUGUUGCCAUCAAGAUCAUUGACAAACUUCGCUUCCCCACUAAACAGGAGAGUCAGCUGCGCAACGAGGUGGCUAUCCUGCAGAGUCUACACCAUCCAGGCGUGGUAAACCUGGACUGCAUGUUCGAGACCCCGGAGCGAGUGUUUGUGGUCAUGGAGAAACUCCACGGAGACAUGUUGGAAAUGAUUCUGUCCAGUGAGAAGGGACGGCUGCCAGAGAGGAUCACAAAGUUCCUUGUCACACAGAUUCUGGUGGCUCUGCGUCAUCUUCACUUCAAGAACAUUGUCCACUGUGACCUGAAACCGGAAAAUGUCUUGCUAGCGUCUGCAGACUCAUUUCCACAGGUAAAACUUUGUGACUUUGGUUUUGCACGGAUCAUUGGUGAGAAGUCAUUCAGACGAUCAGUAGUUGGCACACCAGCGUAUUUGGCCCCAGAAGUUCUCAGGAACAAAGGCUACAACCGAUCUCUGGACAUGUGGUCUGUAGGUGUCAUCAUCUACGUCAGUCUCAGUGGGACUUUCCCUUUCAACGAAGACGAAGACAUUAACGAUCAAAUCCAGAACGCUGCCUUCAUGUACCCUCCUCACCCCUGGAAGAAAAUCUCUCAGGAAGCCAUCGACCUGAUCAACAACCUGCUGCAGGUGAAGAUGAGGAAGAGGUACAGCGUGGACAAGACCCUCAGUCACCCAUGGUUACAGGAUUAUCAAAUGUGGCUGGACCUCAGGAACCUCGAGACCCGCAUGGGCGAGCGUUAUAUCACCCACGAGAGUGACGACCUGCGUUGGCACCACCAUGCUCAGCUGACCGGCCUUGACUACCCUCUUAAUCCUCAUGGUGGCGAAAUAGGACACGGAGUUGAGCGCUACCAGGAGCAGGAGGAGCUGGAGACCCUGAGUGAGAGGGUCAGUGACCUGUGAGAAGAUAAAACAAAGACAAACACAAAAAUCACAAUAUGCUCAAACCAGUGUUGUACUUAAAAAGACAGCAGAUGAUGAAUUCUUUUAGCCAUAGACAAUCAAAAUACACACCCAGGUU
Molecule: messenger RNA, 4223 nt
Organism: Cynoglossus semilaevis (tongue sole)
Lineage: Eukaryota; Metazoa; Chordata; Actinopteri; Pleuronectiformes; Cynoglossidae
Gene: prkd1
Product: protein kinase D1
Exons: 21
Coding region: 1346-4105 (919 amino acids)
Biological process (GO): intracellular signal transduction; phospholipase C-activating G protein-coupled receptor signaling pathway; protein phosphorylation
Cellular component (GO): cytosol
Molecular function (GO): ATP binding; protein serine/threonine kinase activity
Source: RefSeq, a predicted model, not a curated record